AUAACCCUUCCCUUUCUGCCUUCUCCGUCUCUGGGGCCCCGCAUCUUGCUUGCUUCCCCGCACGCUGUCCGCAACACUGCCAUUUGUCGUGCACACUAUACACCGAUUGUUCUGAGAGGACUCGUUACGACCGUAUGAACUAGCCCAAGCUCGAGCUUCUUGAUUCGAAUGUCCUCCGAUGCAUCUCCGAAAGACAGGCAGAGCCUCAGCUACGUCCUUCGCUCCGGUCUCGCAGGUGGUGUCGCUGGCUGUGUGGCAAAGACCGUCGUCGCGCCUCUCGACAGAGUCAAGAUCCUCUUCCAGGCGUCCAAUCCUGACUUUCAGAAAUAUGCUGGCACAUGGAGCGGAGCCUUUCGCGCCGUCUCCCAAAUAUACCGCGAAAACGGCAUGCGAGGUCUCCUCCAGGGCCAUUCCGCUACUCUACUCCGUAUCGCUCCGUACGCAGCCAUCAAGUUCAUGACAUAUGACCAAGUCGAGGCAUUGCUCAUGCCUACGCGAGAGAGCCAGACCAACCUGCGCCGCUUCACUGCCGGGGCCAUCUCGGGCAUCACGUCCGUGUUCUUCACCUACCCUCUCGAGCUCAUUCGAGUUCGUAUGGCAUUCGAAACGCAUAAAUUUCCCGGUCCCUCUCAACAGCGACCCUCCUUCCUGUCCGCCAUGCGUCGAAUAUACCACGAAGCCCCUCAGCCCGCCCCGUCCGCGGCCGCUUCCGCCUCGUCUGCUGUGAUCGCGACAGACCAAGUGAAGACCUCCCUCUUCACUCGCUUUCCCGUUCUCAAGUUCUACCGCGGCUUCACAGUCACUACGAUAGGCAUGAUUCCCUACGCUGGCACAUCCUUCCUCUUCUGGGGCUUCCUACGUGCCCACUUCUUUCCUUACCGUGAGGGUGGAUCGAAAAUUGGAGGCGGGCCGCUCGCGGACCUGUCGAUCGGAGCAGCGUCUGGGGUGCUUGCGCAGACGGUGUCCUACCCAUUCGAGGUGAUCCGGAGGAGGAUGCAGGUCGGGGGCUUGACGCAGCCAGAUAGAUGGAUGCGGUGGGGCGAGACGGUCCGGACUAUCUGGGUGUCGAAGGGGUUGAAGGGGUUUUACGUGGGGCUGACGAUCGGGUAUCUGAAGGUGAUACCGAUGACUGCAAUCAGCUACGCGGUGUGGCAAUGGGAGAGGCGGAUGUUGCAUCUGUGAACGGUAGGGUUUGCGUCUGUUCGCGUAGGGUCGAUACAGUUACUCACGAGGAUCAGGCCGAGGUUGGUAGGCACCUACUUGAGCUUACCGCGAGAUCUGCAAUGUAUCUGUAGCGCACGCACUAGCAUCGUAGGACC
Messenger RNA from Dichomitus squalens LYAD-421 SS1, 1319 nucleotides. Its product is annotated as mitochondrial carrier. Gene Ontology annotation, biological process: transmembrane transport. The record is from RefSeq and is a predicted model, not a curated record. The transcript is spliced from 5 exons. Lineage: Eukaryota; Fungi; Basidiomycota; Agaricomycetes; Polyporales; Polyporaceae. The coding region runs from base 169 to 1182 and encodes 337 amino acids. Gene Ontology annotation, cellular component: mitochondrial inner membrane.